Colossoma macropomum (tambaqui) is the source of this 1882-nucleotide messenger RNA. RefSeq lists its product as uncharacterized. The record is from RefSeq and is a predicted model, not a curated record. NCBI's taxonomy places the organism in Eukaryota, Metazoa, Chordata, Actinopteri, Characiformes, Serrasalmidae. The transcript has 5 exons. Gene Ontology annotation, molecular function: protein binding. Bases 1 to 1599 code for a protein of 532 amino acids.
AUGGCCCAGAGGCACAGAGAUGUGAAAUUUUUUGCCGCUUUGGGUCAAGAGUGGGAUGAUCAUCUCCCUCAAGUUGCAAUGGCUUACAACACCACAGCCCAUGCCAGGUCACUUGCAGCUCCAGCGGCAUAUGCCUCUUCUCUGCGCAUGCGGCUUAGGAAAACCUACAAAUCAGCUACGGCUUUCAGGGACGGAGCCCAGCAGCGCCAGCGAAAGUCCUAUGAUCGCCGUUUCAACUAUAGCCCCUAUGCACCUGGUGACCUAGUUUUAGUGGAUGACCCAGCCCACCACCAUAAUAAGCUUGCCCCGCGCUGGAUUGGCCCUUAUGAGGUCUUAUGCCCUGUUACGUCAGCAGAAAAUCCUUUACCUGUUGUCUUUUGGGUACGUGACUUGGCCCGUCCACUGAAUAAGCCCAAAGUUCUACACUACAAUCACCUCAAACCUUUUUUUCCCUGGCCCCCACGGCACAGCUGUCCCAGUUCCACUGCCCCUCCCACCUCUUUGAUCUGUCCCUUGUGGCCUGACCCACCUGUAGCUCCUGAGCCGGCCUGUCCCCUUGCGGCCCCACCAAACAUGCUCCCACCCUCUGAGCACAGCAAAGUCUCAAAACCACCUUUACCCAACCCCUUGCCACACACCCCUCGGGCACCAACAACCUCUGCCCCCCAAGAACCUAAACAUGCUCCCCCAGGCCCCUCUCUUAUCCCUCAGGACCCAUCUCCCGGCCUAUCCCUUGCCCCCAUGGGAUCAGCUCGCCGCCAGCGUUGGUGUCUGCAGUUCCUUUUCGCGGCACUGCCUCUACUUCUCUUCGUAUCAGCAAACGGCAACACGUACGAGCGUGUGCUCCCGUCAGGUAAAAAGGUGGUCUGUGAUCGCUGUCCUCCUGGCACUCAUCUGCAUGCCGACUGCACAGACACACGCCCCACAGAACGUCGCCCCUGCAGCACAGGAUUUUACACCGAUUUCUGGAACUACAUCCCCGAGUGCCUGCCCUGUGACCUGUGUGCUCUCAACCAGGAGGAGACACAGUCAUGCACGCCCUCCCAGAACCACGUGUGCCAGUGCAAGGAGGGAUACUAUUGGCUGUCAGACUUCUGCAAGAAGCACACGGUGUGUUCCACUGGACACGGGAUCAAAAACGAAGGAACCCCAUACAAAGACACAGAGUGUGAGCCAUGCAGAAAUGGUCACUAUGCAAAUGGAGCUGCAGGUAUCAUACAGUGCACCCCACACACAGCCUGCCAGGGUGAUGAGAAGCUGGUGAUCCACGGGACCAACUGGCACGACAGCAUGUGUGUUACUUGCAACACCAUCACAACAGAAGGCUGGCCCACCCUCAUCAAGCCUCUCCUCUCAGAGCUGUUCGCCCAGCAGAAACAGCGCCGUCUGCAAUGCCUUUAUCGCAUUCUUAAAUCAGAUGGGAAUGGCCCAAAUGGCGAGGCAUUGCAGCGUUGGCUCAGUGCGGCUUCAGAACAGCAGCUGACUGACCUCCCAGCCAUUCUGAUUAGGGUAAACCUGCACAGCCUGGCUGACAAAGUGGAGCAGAAAAUAAAGAGAUUCCAAGAAGAAGCCAAGUACUGUAGCAACACCAGAAUGUAAAGAAUCAUUUCAAUACCUCUGUAUUUGGUUGCAGCUUGGAUGUCUGUAGUCAUUUAACUCCAGAGUUUUUACCCAUCACUUAAAAUAAAAGAUGGAAUGAAGGCUUCCUGGAGUCACUUCAGCACUUCUAAAUAAUGUUUUUUAAAGUUUUGGGUUGUAAUUGAAACCCUAAAGCACAGACAACUCAACUGGCACUGAUUCUUAAAUUCACUGAUGUCUGUGUUGUAGUAAUGGCUGUAGCAGUGUGUGUUAGUCUACUGCACUGUCUUUUAAAAACUCUGUG